AUGUCUAAUACCGACGAGAUAUAUCCUGGCCGAACAGGCAAGCAUGGGACUGAUCCCAGCCUUUGGUCAUACGUUGAUUUUUUGAAACUAAAUCGUACCCUUAUCAUAAAUUCACCACCUUUCAAAGAUCAAUGGAAUACUCUCGAUGGUACAUGGAAUAAGCGAUUUAUACAAGCAGGAAAAGAGCUAUUAGACUUAACGUUAGGGGAAGCUUUUGAAAGUAAGGUGAACCUGGAGCGUGCCAAAUCCAACCUGUACUCCUUUUGGCAAGAAGUGAUCACUGAGCGACUACGGCUCCAAGUUCAAAUCACUUACGAGAAGGAAACACUUCUUACGUUUGAUGAAUCAGGUAAAUUCUUUGGAAGGCAACUGCGCUUACCAUACAAUAAGGAGGCAACCUCUUCAGAUGAUAAACGUGUUUUUGAUAGCACUUUAGAUUCAGAUUUAAUUUCCCCUGUGGGGGCAAAGAAGAUCAAAUCCUGUAAAGGAGAUGUGAAUGUCGAGAAAGCUAACGGCGACAGCGCUAUAAAAAUGACUUCAACUGCGUAUCAACAAUUUACGAAUAAAUAUCAAAAAAUUCCAAAAGAAGAUAAAUGGACUUUGUCAACCGAAAAAAUUGUUGAAGAUGCAUUAUACGUGUUUGGAAUGAAAUGCUCACACGAACAUCUCUGUCAUUCUUUUUUAAUCGACCCGGACGAUAAGAACUAUAUACAGCAAGGCAUUUUCACACGUGAGGAAUUAGAAGAAAUUAAAAAUUUUAGCAAGAAAGAAUUACCAUUAGUACCGGAUGAUCUUUUGAAGUAUCUUAAUAGUUUCCGAAAGUCCAAUACUUCUGACCUGCGAGAAUUGAUCUUUCGCUCUGAUUUACGCGAUCAACCAUUCGAUCGAUCAAAAAAUUUCGAUUAUGACUGGAUACGCAAUACUAUAUAUAAUCUCGUGCUUGAAUAUGAAGCGAAUCAUCUCGAAAAGGAUCACCUUGAAACAUGGAUCAUGCUACAUGUGUGGUCGUUUAUUGAUAAAGCCUUCUUAGAUAUAGAGGGUAUGGAAAUUGUUAGAGGUGAAUCAUGUAGCUAUGCAUCAUCAAAUAGAAAAAAUUCACAACGGGUGGUUGCAUCAACAGAACCGAUGAAAAGAAAGGCAAUGGGUCGGCGCGGAGAUUUAAUAAUCCGGAAAUGGCAUACUGAAUAUGGGUGUAGCGAAGCUGGAAAAAUAUUUGAAGGAAUCAAUGGUACAAAGAUUAUUAAAGAAGGUGGUUUGAAAAUGCCCAAAAUGCUUAGAGAUAUGUUCAUUGAUCUUUGCAAAACUAUGGAAAUGCGGAAGAAUAAAAUUAGAAGGCUGGAAACAGUCGGUUUUAUCAUCUCGGGCUUGAGGAUAUCACUGUUGCGAUUGGAUUUACCAGCGGGGCAUGUCUGUAGAUUGUCACGGACACGGCUUUUUGAGAUGCCAACUCAAAUCUCUGAAUUCGGUGCAAAGGCCCUUCCAACAAUAAGCUUGGUAUGGAAAGCAAAGCUUAAGAUGUUACAGAACUGUGAUGAAAGUGGUUUUACGACACCACCACCUAGAUUACAAUUAAUGUCAAGCUCUGUGACGCCAGAAAGUAAACGAAUGAAUAAGAAUGAUGAAGAGUGA
This is a messenger RNA of Racocetra persica, 1629 nucleotides long. The record is from the annotation of a GenBank genome assembly. NCBI's taxonomy places the organism in Eukaryota, Fungi, Glomeromycota, Glomeromycetes, Diversisporales, Gigasporaceae.